This is a messenger RNA of Striga hermonthica, 729 nucleotides long. NCBI's taxonomy places the organism in Eukaryota, Viridiplantae, Streptophyta, Magnoliopsida, Lamiales, Orobanchaceae. The record is from the annotation of a GenBank genome assembly.
AUGAGAAGCUUAAGAUUUAACUGUCUCGAAGUAGGUUUUAGACAAAAUCAUAAAUUUUGCAGCUUAGUUCAAAAUCGGGGCCUGCAUACGAUCACCUGCGGUCUGAGAAAUGGGCCUCGGAAGCCUUUGUGGAGGUCACGGAUACUCUCCACCGAGGCCAUUCAAGCUGUUCAAUCCCUGAAAUUGGCGCAGAGUUCGUCUUCAAAACUGGAUCGAGUUUUUAGCAGUAAGAUUAACAGGCUUUUGAAGGCCGACUUGUUGGAUGCGCUGACUGAGCUGCAGAGGCAAAAUGAAUUGGAUUUGGCCUUUAAGGUGUUUGACUAUAUACGUAAAGAGCCGUGGUAUGUGCCUGACCUAUCCCUGUUCAAUGACAUGUUAAUGAUGUUGGGGAAGAACAAAAUGAUCGAGAUGGUCGAAAAACUCUUCUUUGAAUUGAGGAAAGAAGGCCUUGAACCUGAUGCAAGGUCUUAUACCGAACUUAUUGGAGUGUAUUUCAAAGUUGAAAUGGUAGAGAAGGCAAUGGAAACGUACGAACUGAUGAAGGCUUCAGGUCACGUGCCGGAUAAGUUAACGUUAACAAUUCUGAUAAGAAAUCUAGACAAGGCCGGUGAGGAAGCUCUUUCGGAAAAAAUAAAGAAAGAAUGUGCCGACUAUUUCGAUAAGCCCGAUAGAUUUCUUGAAGAAGUUGAACGAAAAUUUCCCAAGCGCAAAUCUCUAAUUCACAUUUGA